This is a messenger RNA of Ornithorhynchus anatinus (platypus), 2238 nucleotides long. It is a transcript of the gene ENDOV, whose product is annotated as endonuclease V. Lineage: Eukaryota; Metazoa; Chordata; Mammalia; Monotremata; Ornithorhynchidae. The transcript has 9 exons. The record is from RefSeq and is a predicted model, not a curated record. Gene Ontology annotation, molecular function: single-stranded RNA binding; RNA endonuclease activity producing 5'-phosphomonoesters, hydrolytic mechanism. Gene Ontology annotation, biological process: DNA repair. Gene Ontology annotation, cellular component: cytoplasm; nucleolus. Bases 19 to 867 code for a protein of 282 amino acids.
CGCCGGGGAAUCUCCGCCAUGGCCCAAGGAGCGGCGGAGCGGCCUCCGGAGGAGACCCUGACCCGCUGGGAACGGGAGCAGGCCCGACUGAAGGCCGGCGUCGUUGACUGGGACACCGAGGCCUGGCAGGGCGAACCGGGCUUCUCCGGCCUGCGGCGGGUCGGAGGGGUGGACCUGUCCUUCGUCAAGGGCGAUGGCGUCAGCGCCUGCGCCUCCCUGGUGGUCCUCGGCUACCCGGAACUGGAGGUGGUGUACGAGGAGUGCCGGAUGGUCCGCCUGACCGCGCCCUACGUGUCCGGCUUCCUGGCCUUCCGAGAGGCCCCCUUCCUGGCGGAUGCCGUGCGGAGGCUGCGGGAGGAGGAGCCGAGCCUCGUGCCUCAGGUCCUCUUCGUCGAUGGGAACGGGUUGCUACAUCACCGAGGAUUUGGGGUGGCCUGCCAUCUCGGCGUCCUCACGGGCCUUCCCUGCGUGGGGGUGGCCAAGAAACUCCUGCAGGUGGACGGGCUGGAAAAUGACGAGCUGCACAAGGAGAAGAUCCGAGAGCUGCGGACGGGAGGAGACGCGUUCCCUCUGCUGGGAGACUCCGGGACCGUCCUGGGCAUGGCCCUGAAGAGCCACGAGCGGAGCACCAACCCCGUCUACGUCUCCGUGGGCCACAAGAUCAGCCUGGACACGGCCGUGCGCCUGACGCAGGCCUGCUGCCGCCACCGCGUCCCGGAGCCAAUCCGCCAGGCGGACAUCCGCUCCCGAGAAUACAUCCGCAAGACCCUCGGAGCACCCGGCCCGCGGCCCGGCGGGGGCGACAGGAGUCGAGGGGAGGAGGAGACUGGAGAUCGGCCCGGCCCCGUCCCCCAAGAACGGCCCUGACGAGCCCCGGGAAGGGGACGGACCCACCCCCAGCCCAAUCCUCGGGACUCGCAGAGAGAGAGCCGGGUGAUUAGGCAAAGGGCUCCGCUCUCGGCCCGGCCCCCGCCCGGCCCAUCCCGGACGCCGGGACGCCGGGGGGGGCUCCCUCUUCUCGAGCGGGGCGGGGUGAAGUAGGAUGGCAGGAACCCCGGUCGCCCCGAGGAAGUCCGAUGGCAACGCCGACGACCCCCGUGGAGACGGUGGCGGGGCAGACCCGGAGCGCCGACCGCAGCCGGUGCCGCCCACCGCUCCCAGAAGCUUCCGCCAACAGGCCGGGCGCACGGCCCCCGCGCCGGGGUCGGCGUCAACUCACGGCCACGGCCCCGGGCCCGGGAGAGGCCCCGGCCGCCGCUCGCCACCCACCCUCAGGCGGCCCGCGGAUGAACUCGAGGCUCACGCCGGCUCUGGCCCGGAAGUCCCGGCCGAAACCGGGGCGCCCGGUUCCGAGUCCUUUGGCUGUCUCUCUUGACCGGCAAACGGCAAGAAAAGCGCUUCGGGCCUUUCCCGAAACCUCGGUCGGCCUGUUUCUCACUCCCUGAUCCCGGGCCGGUCCCUGCCCCCUGGCCUGCCCGCCGCCCGGCCCCGCGGCCGUCUCCCCGCCCGGCUUCUCGCUCCGCCCGGCCUGGCCGUCCCCGGAGCUCGCCGGCUCAGACGGCCUGGCGGAGGGGGCCGUGCCGGGGGGCCGUGGGCGGGUGGGGAACGGUACCGGCCGGCAAUCUGCUUGGCGGAGAGAUGCCAGUGGUGGUGGGGGCGGGGAGGGAGGCCUGGGCUCUGGGUGCCAGCGGAGAGGGCAGAGAGCUCCGGGUGCCAGCCUUACUGUGUCACAACUCGCCGAGGGGGGGGGGGGGGGGCGCCGGCCCCGGGCGGAGCGCCCGCUUCCCCGGGGGUCCAGCGCCCAGGCUGGAAGUCGGGGAUCCCCCUGAGGAGAGAGGGUGGGGAGGCCAGAGAAGUGACCCUACCAGCAACCCCCUCCUGCUUUGUACCCACCGCCCUUUCCUCAGUCAUUCGGUCGGUCAAGCGUACUCAUUGAGCGCUGACUGUGCGCUGGACACUCUUCUGAGCACCUGGCAGAGGACAAUAGAACAAUAAACAGGCGCAUCCCCUGCCCACAAACAAGCUGACGGUCACGUCCCCCUCCUCCCGCUCCUCCCUACGGAGACCCCGUCAGGUCGUCAGGCUGAGCCGAGGGGGUGGGUUCGCUCCCUCCCGCCCCCUCCUAUCCCGUCCUCCCCACCCGGGGCGGGGAGGAGGAAGGCCCGGCCGAUUUUCCCGGAGGCGCAUCUUCCUGGAAAAUAUCCCUCCCUCCCCUUCCGGGAAUGGAAGGAGAAAGUG